GAAGGGUGAAAGAGUGAUUUAGUUGUGUGAAGGCUCUGAUAACAGUCAGGCAGAGGCUGUGGUUUAGAGUAGCGAGGGACGACGUUAGCAGAGAAUAAUGAAUAAGAUAGCAUCUGCACACAACCGGCUGGUUCUAACGAAAUGUCCGCCAGCGGUUGAUUCAGUCACAGAAUAUGAACAUAACUGUAACAGCCUCCACUCAAGAAUAGGUCGGAUACUGGUUGAUGUACCCUGCAAAGUGUGCCAAGACCAUUCCUCGGGUAAACACUAUGGAAUAUACGCUUGUGACGGUUAUUGCCGCUCCAUACGUAGAAACAGACAAUACAUAUGUAAAUCCCGUGGCCAAGGUAAUUGCCCAGUGGAUAAAACACACAGGAACCAAUGUCGAGCAUGUCGACUGAAGAAAUGUCUCGAAGCUGGAAUGAAUAAAGAUGCCGUCCAACACGAACGUGGACCUCGCAACUCGACGAUUCGCCGCCAGGUGGCAAUGUAUUUGAAGGAAACCAGUGAGUUAGCCUCGUCUUUACCAUCCAACCCAUUCCGAAAUCAGUUUUUACCAGCGUUAGUACCAUUCGAACACAUGAACGACGGAAUCACUGUGAGCACCGUGGAAUCACCUCAAGUUACCAACGGGAUUAUUUGUCAGCCAACACCUAAGCUUCUUAUUUUCUCGACAGUCAAGAAUUUCUCCGCCUUUGCAGCCAAACAGUCAUGGUUAAACGGCGACCAUUCGCCACCAGAGAAAGUUGUGAACAUCAUGAGUGAAAUCAGAAUACUUCAGGAAAUCAUCACCAAAUUCAAGGCCCUCAUGGUUGACCCAACUGAAUACGCAUGUCUGAAGGGUAUUGUAAUUUUCAAAACAGUUUUUCCAAAUGCUGGUAGCGAGAUGAAAAGCUUACGUGAUUUCCAUACGAUUGCCGGAUUACAAGAUCAAGCUCAGGUUACGUUAAGCAAAUACAUACAGGGAAGCUAUCCCAGUCAACCGUUUCGCUUCGGCAAACUGCUGCUCUUACUUCCGACAUUGCGCAGUAUUUCUGGUAAUACAAUAGAAGAACUUUUCUUCAGGAAAACCAUCGGAAACAUUCCAAUAGAGAGACUUCUUGUAGACAUGUACAAAUCUUCCGAUUUCUAAUUGCGAUUCAAUCAGUCAGUCAAUCAAUCAUUCAAUCACUCAAUCGAUCAAUCAGUCAACCAAUCAAUCAAUUUGAUCAGAUCAGAUCAGUUUUCUUUACAAACAUUUAUACCAUUCCGCUACAUUUGUUUAUUUUUCCAUUUGGCUCUCUGGUACCCGAUUUUCGUCUCAAUGUCCGUCGUCCCUCCAGCUCCCGUGUUUUCCCCUCUCUUCUUUUGGGAGCGACCACGAAUAAGGGUUUGGUAACUGAUAAAAGUGGAUUGGUUAGGGUGGUUUGGUGUGGGUGGAUUGGCGAGGGUGCGUAGACGAGGGUGAGAUGGUGACGGUAGAUUCAUGAGGGUCACAUUUGUUGAGAGGUACGGAUAUAAUCACAUGCGAAACUAUAAAAAAAACUGCAGGUCCUAACAACUGACGAAAAUCAAUACUGUUGGAGAUAUUUCAUUUCAUUGAAGUAUGUAGAUAAUGUUCAUCCAUACAUACAUAAACACGCACGCACACAGAAAACAGACAGACAAACACACACACAGAUUUAUCUAUAUUUA
Molecule: messenger RNA, 1674 nt
Organism: Octopus bimaculoides (California two-spot octopus)
Lineage: Eukaryota; Metazoa; Mollusca; Cephalopoda; Octopoda; Octopodidae
Product: nuclear receptor subfamily 2 group E member 1
Biological process (GO): regulation of DNA-templated transcription
Molecular function (GO): sequence-specific DNA binding; zinc ion binding; DNA-binding transcription factor activity
Source: RefSeq, a predicted model, not a curated record